Molecule: messenger RNA, 823 nt
Organism: Volvox carteri f. nagariensis
Lineage: Eukaryota; Viridiplantae; Chlorophyta; Chlorophyceae; Chlamydomonadales; Volvocaceae
Exons: 3
Coding region: 73-573 (166 amino acids)
Source: RefSeq, a predicted model, not a curated record
CAUGUUUUUCGCUUUUACAAUGAAAGGCGUAUUGUUUUAGUGUUUGGAAAACGAUCUCUCACAAGAUAAAAUAUGAAUUUGGGCAACAGCCAGACCUGGACAGCCAUCGAGCCAUGGUUGAGCUCCAGCGGCUGCUUGGUCCAGUCGAACCAGGGGAAACUGGUCCGUAGCAAUGCCUCAACCGUGGUCAUUGAUGCCCGGUUCUCUGCCUCGGUGACCGGCAUGCCCAUCAUGCUUGCCUCCCCCAUCAAUGGCGCCCGCUGCUGUUGGAUUACGUUUCACGGUUUGCUUAUCACUGGGUUUGCAACAUACCUUGUGGUAAUAACAACCCGCGAACUGGCAAACGUGCGCGAAGCAAAACGCGCUAAACCGGGACCUAAGCCUAGUGCUGUGUUGGAUUAUUUCGAAGAAGUCGGUGACUAUAGCUCUAGCUCCAAGCGCUAUGCUCGCAAGUGCAAGUUCAUCAAUGUUGAGGCAUUGCUGCGGACCACUUUCCCCUGGUUCGACUGGACCAAGCAGCCGCUGGAGCUCAACCCUGGCCAGAAGGCGAUGUCGUUCGCCGUGGGGGAGUGAGGAGGCUUUAGGGGGGUGUGGUCUGUCGUCUGUGGUGUUGGCCUGACACCCAAGCUAUCUCUAUUUGGGCUGUAGUAUUUGUGAUAAUCACGGUUUGUUAGGAAUGCUAGAAUGCAGACGCGAAUGUGUGCGCACAUGGCUCGAUGGCUGUCCAGGUCUGGCUGUUGCCCAAAUUCAUAUUUUAUCUUGUGAGAGAUCGUUUUCCAAACACUAAAGCAAUACGCCUUUCAUUGUAAAAGCGAAAAACAUG